Molecule: messenger RNA, 1344 nt
Organism: Nannospalax galili (Upper Galilee mountains blind mole rat)
Lineage: Eukaryota; Metazoa; Chordata; Mammalia; Rodentia; Spalacidae
Gene: Cby2
Product: spermatid associated
Exons: 3
Coding region: 1-1344 (447 amino acids)
Source: RefSeq, a predicted model, not a curated record
AUGUCACCUCUGGAAUGUUCUGAGUGUUUUGGUGACCAGCGUAUGCAUAGGACCUACACCUGGCACCUCACAUUGCACUCGAGGCCAAAUUUUACAAGAAAAAGAGAUACCAGAUCUGAAAUCCUAGAAAUUCCAAUCAAUGUGGUUCUACCUCAGAGGGGUACCACUGAGCCCUUCCUGAGGCUCCACAACCUCUACAGCACUCCGCGCUGUUCCAGGCAGGCCACUUUGCCCCGAAUGAGCCGCAGGGUAGCCAGCCAGCACUCCUACCCGCUCAGUCGCUUCUCCUCCGUGCCCUUCGACCCCAUGGAGCAUCCCACCUCCCAGGCCGACCUGGAGCUGGACUACAACCCUCCCCGGGUGCAGCUCAGCGAUGAGAUGUUUGUCUUCCAGGGCGGGCGGUGGGUGAAUGAGAACUGCCGCCUGCAGUCCCCUUACUUUUCUCCCUCCUCCUCCUUCCACCACAAGAUGCACCACAAGCGUCUGGCCAGAGAGUACCUGUUGCAGGAAGAGAACAAGUCCCUGCGCGAUGAGAACAGGGCCCUGAGGGAUGAGAACAAGGCUCUGCGCAAGGAGAACAAGAUCUUGCAGGUGUUUUGGGAGGAGCACAAGGUCACUUUAGGCCACGAGGAGAGCCAGACCUCUUCACCAUUGCUGCACAAAGACACGGCGUCCCAGGAGGUGGUGAAGAAGGACAACACGACCUUGCCUGUCCAGCGCAGCAAGGAGAACACCCUUCAACUCAUCCGGGAGGAGAACCGAGCCCUCCAGCACCUGCUGGAGCAGAGGCAGGCCUACUGGGCCCAGGCAGAGGACAAUGCAACUUCUGCCGAGGAGAGAAAGCCCAUCUCCUUACCCCAAGAGGAGUCCCACAGCCCCGGACUACUGCCAGAUCAGGGCCCGGGCCUCUCCUCCCCCUUUGAGGAACCCAAAGGGCCCUCCACCCCACAGGAGGACUCCAAGACCUUGCAUGCCCUGAGGGAGAUGGUUAACAACCUGUCUGGGGUGUCUGGGGAGGAAGAGGGCAAGGCAGGCCUCAACCUGGCCGACAGUGGGCAGCCCCUGCAGCUGCUCAGAGAGAUGAACCAAGCUCUGCAGGCCCUGCAAGAGGAGAACCUGCUGCUGCAGGAAGAGAACAGGGCCCUGCACGUGCUGCGGGAGGAGCAUCGUGUCUCCCGGGAGGAGAACAAGGCCCUGUGGGAGAACAACAAGUUGAAGCUGCAGCAGCGGCUGGUCAUCGACACAGUGACUGAGGUCACAGCCCGUAUGGAGAUGCUCAUUGAGGAGCUGUAUGCCUUCAUGCCGGCCAAGAACAAGGAGCCCAAGAAGCCCAGCAGGGUCUGA